Molecule: messenger RNA, 7730 nt
Organism: Rhagoletis pomonella (apple maggot)
Lineage: Eukaryota; Metazoa; Arthropoda; Insecta; Diptera; Tephritidae
Gene: rut
Product: Ca(2+)/calmodulin-responsive adenylate cyclase
Exons: 23
Coding region: 1003-7521 (2172 amino acids)
Biological process (GO): cAMP biosynthetic process; intracellular signal transduction; adenylate cyclase-activating G protein-coupled receptor signaling pathway
Cellular component (GO): plasma membrane
Molecular function (GO): adenylate cyclase activity
Source: RefSeq, a predicted model, not a curated record
UUGGUGGGGGCAAUGGGCGAGGAGCAAGGAAAAGCAACGCAGCGAGUACUAAAAAACUGAAACGAGGACUGCGACCAGUAGCAGAAGCAGAGCAACAGCGUCGAACACAGAGCAAAUAGUGCACUUUUUAGGGUAGAAUGAACAGUCUUUAUUUUCAACUCGUCGUUAACGGAUGCAAGCGCGGAAAAAAUACAAAGCGUGUUUGGAACGCAACGGAGAACCGUAAAGCAUUUUUUUUAACAAUUGUGAUGGGCAUAAAGAUGUGAGGUGUGUGUGGGUUUUUUUGUGUACUGACUACUGCUGGUGGAGUGUUUUUUCGUUGUUUAUUGGAGCUCUACAAAGAGAUUCCCAGACGACACACUGUUCACACAACGUGCACCAUAAUAGAGUUUGUUGUAUCUAAUAAAUCUUAACAAAGAAAAAAUAAAAAUAAGUAAAAAAUGAAAGUCGUCAAAUAGGUGGUUUUAAGUGCAAAAUAUAGAAAUACUAUAUGAAAAAUUACACUAACAAAUACAGCAACAAAAAUGUAAUUCGUUUAUUUGUGAAGUAAACAGCAGUUACAGAAAGAAACCAAUACAAAUAUACCAAAACCUAAACGAAAAGGUAAAUAACCAAAAAAGUGGAAGAAAAUUGAUGCACAAUUGGUGUCUGAUUGAGUCAGUGUUCAACAUCGGCCCACCGCCGUCGACUGGGUUAUGAAUUUACCUAAUAUUAGCCGCUUCGUCUGCUUAAAAUUGAAUUUUCUCAUCAGCGCAUAGGUUUGCUGCAUCACAAAUUCGAAAGUUGCCUCACAAGUAAUUGACAUUGUACGCGAACUGGAAGAGAAGCAGUAGAAGCCUUUGGUGGCGCUUUAAGCGCACUUAGCGCUUCGCAAUCUAUCAACCCACCUCUACGUAUUGCCGAAGAGCCUCUUGUGUUUGCGCAGACUUUUAACACCUUAGUUGCUGUAGCCACCGUCACCACCGUCGCGUGCUACCAGCUACGCGGCUGGGCAAUGCAAACAUGGAUCAUGCGGUGAAAGCGACACGUGGCCGACCAUGGAAUACGCUGCGCUUCGAGAACGACGAACUGGAAUGCCUCUAUCAACGUUACACGCUCAAAUUGCAGCGCUUUUCAGUGCUGGGCGUGGUUGCGUUGGUGGUGGUGUUGUGCGGUGUCAUGGCGGCGCUGUCAUUGGCCUACAAUAAUGCGCCCACCUUCCAUAAUAUUUUCAACUCCAUUGUGUGCCUGCUAUUUGCAAUUAUCCUAAUUCUGCUGCAAUGUCGCGUCAUCAAGGAUCAUCACCUGCCAAUUCUAUGCUAUGGUAUACUGCUCUUUGCCGCUGUCAUCUGUUUUGUUUCGAUGCCAACACUGGGCAGUGUAUUUCCUGUGGACACAAAGGAGGUCAUGGCCGAAGGUGUGUGGCAAAUUGUUUUUGUUGUCUUUUUGGCAUACGCCAUGAUGCCACUACAAAUAUGGGAAGCAGUUUGCUUUGGUAUUGUUUUGCCCUCAGUGCAUAUUAGUUUAACGGUGUACAAAAUUAUUACGGAUUCAUUUCGUUACUUGGAAUAUAAUCAGCUUAUUGCCAACAUUGUAAUGUUUAUCGGUGUUAAUGUUGCCGGUUUGGUCGUAAAUAUUAUGAUGGAACGUGCCCAACGACGUGCAUUCCUAGAUACACGCAAUUGUAUUGCCGCCCGCUUGGAAAUUCAGGAUGAAAAUGAGAAACUGGAAAGACUUUUGUUGUCGGUUCUACCUCAGCAUGUUGCGAUGCAAAUGAAAAAUGACAUACUCUCACCUGUUGCUGGUCAAUUUCACCGAAUUUACAUACAAAAACACGAGAAUGUGAGUAUAUUGUUUGCCGACAUUGUCGGCUUUACCGUCUUGUCGUCGCAAUGUAGUGCACAGGAGUUAGUAAGACUGUUGAACGAGCUGUUCGGGCGAUUUGAUCAACUGGCGCACGACAACCAUUGCUUGCGCAUCAAAAUUCUCGGCGAUUGCUACUACUGCGUUUCGGGUCUACCUGAACCGCGUAAAGAUCACGCUAAGUGUACCGUUGAAAUGGGGCUGGAUAUGAUCGAUGCCAUUGCCACCGUGGUGGAGGCCACCGAUGUGAUAUUGAAUAUGCGUGUGGGCAUACAUACGGGACGGGUGCUUUGCGGUGUACUGGGGCUACGCAAAUGGCAAUUCGAUGUCUGGUCCAACGAUGUGACAUUGGCCAAUCACAUGGAAUCGGGUGGAGAACCGGGGCGAGUGCAUGUUACACGCGCCACACUUGACGCUCUAUCGGGCGAAUAUGAAGUUGAAGCAGGACAUGGCGAUCAGCGUUCGUCGUAUCUACGUGAUCAUGGUGUGGAUACGUAUUUCAUAGUGCCACCACCUCAUCGGCGAAAGCCAUUAAUGCUAAAUACGCUUGGUGUACGCUCGGCCAUUGGUAGUCGUCGCAAAUUGUCAUUUCGUAAUGUCUCGAAUGUUGUGAUGCAACUAUUGCAUACGAUAAAAUUUUCGGAGCCAGUACCAUUUUCCAACAUUGCCACCGGGUCGUUUCCAUCAUCGGCCGGUAGCGGCACCGGAGCGCGUGGCAGCACAGCCGAUGGUACCGGCGGGGAUAAGAGCACCCGUAAGGAUGCGCAGUCAAAAGUGACGGAUAAAUUUAAGCGCCCUUUCCGCAAGCGACACUCCUCAAUGCACUAUCAACCGACCAAUCGCGUCAAUCGCUUCCUCUCACAGGCGAUCAAUGCACGUUCCGUCGAUUGCGAUAAGUCCGAGCAUGUCGACCGCAUUACUUUGCGUUUUCGCGAGAGUGAUAAGGAGCGCGAAUACCGUAAAGAUUUUGAUCUGGGUUUUACCACCGCCAUGGGUUGUUCGCUGUUGCUGUUGAUAUUGGGUGCAGCACUACAGGUGUCAGCUCUCCCACGAACUCUCAUACUUUUGCUGCUCUUCUUGACCGCUUUCGUAUGGAUAAGCGCCAUAUUAAUGUUGCUACUGGCAGUGCGUCUUAAGUGGAUUGUCUGGGAUUUAGCACGGAGCUUCACACUUCGUCUGGCUAUAACGAUAUUCACCAUAGUCCUGAUCUAUUCAGUGGGUCAGGUGAAUGUGUUUACUUGCGUUAUGAACCAUCCCUGUGCUAGUAAUGUCACAACACAUGCACCUUCGUUGGAGGAAGAAUUACUCAUGUUGGGUCAUCACAGUGAGGCACACAGAAAAUGCUCGCUCCCUCAGUAUGUUUCGUUGUCGGCAACAUUUGCAUUUUUGUCGGUUUCAGUAUUUUUACGUUUGCCAAUCAUUUUUAAAUCGUUGCUGAUAUUGUUGAUGGGAACCAUUUAUGGACUUUUCAUUGAAAUGUCUCACAUAAAUAUUUUCGAUUGUUAUGACAGCAGAGUGAACUCAUCCAUUCCGCUCCAUUUGAUCUCAUUGGCGCGUAUUAUAAUUUUCAUGAUUGCAAUAUUGGUACAUGGACGUUUGGUUGAGUGGACGGCACGAUUGGAUUUCCUCUGGCAGCUGCAAGCAUCACAGGAGAAAAAGGAGAUGGACGUUUUGCAGGAAUCAAAUAAACGGAUCUUACAUAAUUUGCUGCCAGCUCAUGUGGCUGCACAUUUUCUCGAUAACCAAUUUCGCAGCAAUAUGGUCAAUCCCUCACAGGAACUCUAUCAUCAAAGCUAUGCUAAAGUCGGCGUUAUUUUCGCUUCGGUACCGAACUUCCAUGAGUUCUACACAGAAAUGGAUGGAUCGGAUCAAGGAUUGGAGUGUCUGCGGUUGUUGAAUGAGAUAAUUGCGGAUUUCGAUGAGCUUUUGAAAGAAGAACGUUUCCAUGGCAUUGAUAAAAUCAAAACUGUUGGCAGUACUUACAUGGCUGUCGUGGGCCUUAUACCUGAAUAUCGCAUCAACGCCAAUGAUCCCAAUUCGGUGCGUCGCCACAUGACAGCUUUAGUCGAGUAUGUGAAAGCAAUGCGACUAUCCUUGCAGGAAAUCAACAGUCACUCAUAUAACAAUUUUAUGUUGCGUGUUGGUAUUAAUAUUGGUCCUGUGGUGGCUGGUGUGAUUGGCGCACGUAAACCACAAUACGACAUUUGGGGUAAUACCGUAAAUGUUGCCAGCCGCAUGGACUCUACAGGCAUACCUGGUUACACACAAGUGACGCAGGAGGUCGUGGAUAGCCUGCAGGGCUCACACUUCGAGUUUCGCUGUCGCGGCACCAUCAAGGUCAAAGGCAAAGGCGAUAUGGUCACAUAUUUUCUAUGCGACUCUUCGAAUAAUGGCCUCAAUGGCGAGGUGCGCAACGCUAUGAUCGCCAAUCGUGCCAUCACACAAAAUGGCAACGGCUAUGCGUCACAACAGCAGCAACAACAACAGCAGCAGACACAAUCGAAUGGCUUGCACGCCCACCCUGCGGAAUAUUAUCAGAAGCAAUCGCAGCUGCAAGAUAACAGCUAUCAGCUCAACAUGAACAGUGAGACCUACAACAUUAAGAAAGAUAACUACGGUUACAACAACAUGGACACAAGCCAAAUGCUGUUGAAAACUUCACCAAAUGCAAUGCAGGAAGAGCAACAACAAUUGCUUUUACAUCAGCAGCAAGCUAUGCCACAACAAUACCAGCAUCAUUUGGCGCAGCAGCAACAACAGCGCUUGAAUAGUAAAUUGCAAAAGCAACCGAAUUUUAUUGCCAACGGUGGCCUCCCGAAUAUACGUGAAAAUGGUCACAAUGGCGAACAUAAUGGCAGUAAUGGCGGUAGCAAUGGUGUUGGUGGUUAUGCCUACAAUGGCUACCAUCCAGCCCAGCAACAAACACAGCAGCAAUACAACAACGGCGGCUAUGUACAUCAUCAGCGAUCACAUUCUUCCAGUUCGAUGGGUGGCGGCGGUGGUGGCAUUGGUGUUAUGGGUGUGAUUACAAUGGCAGCGUCUUCUUCCCCCGCCCUACCCACGCAACAACAACAACAAAUACCAGUACCAGUUCCAGUACCAGUACAAGCCACUCCCUCCAUGGUAAUUUUGCGCGAACAAUUUAAUAUAAUUGAAAAUCCCGGUGGUAAUCGGCUUGAGUACAUUAAUCAUGACCCCUACGCCCAGGUGGAAAGCUAUAACAAUUUAUUUGGUAACGGUAAUGGUGGUGGUGUUGUAAGCGCUGGUGGUAGGCGUGAACCGCAUGCUGCACGCAAUUACCAUCUAAUGCAUCACAAUCAACAGCAUUCGUCGUCAUAUAGCACGAAUAGUAAUUGUUUGAAUUAUAAUAAUUGCCGUGAAAGUGAACCAUUGUUGCAUGCCGCACCAGUUGCCAAGAUAAUGCCAAUGCAACAACAGCAUCCCCAAGCAUAUCCACCUAAAUACGAACCUCCACGUUACACAUGUCCUAAUACCAUAAUGCUACAACAACAACAUCAACAACAUUUGCAACAACAACUUCAGCUGCAACAUCACCAUCAUCAGCAGCAACAACUACAUCAACAAUAUCCACUAUAUUCCCAACAUCCUCAACCGCCAUUACCAGUUCCACCACCCAAACCCACAAAUCUAAAUGCAUCCUCAUUAGCCACAGCCUCAGUGUCAGCCUCAGCAUCAGCCUCACUGAAACAGAAUACACCUCUCUUACGCACUACCUAUAUGAAGCCGCUGCCGAAGUUGCCAACCGAGAUCGAGGAGAGCCGUGAGAUGUCUUCCACCGAUGAUCUCAGUUCACGCCCACAUUCACCAUCGAUGAGUUCCUCAGAUGAGAGUUAUUCAAAGACGACCGAAGGCGAGGGUGACGAGGACUCACCGCGUAUUAUAGCCAAGGGCCAGCAUAAUCAUCAUCAACGCAACGGUGCCAAUCCUUUGCAGUGGUUAUAUCCAUGCGACAUUCAAGUGGAUCCUACGUCGCCAGUAGUCGACAUGUCAAAUCUAAAAGAUUUUGAAGUCAGCUCGACAACAGAGAGUCAAGGUCAACAGACGAAUACCACACACAAUAAAGGUGAUUCCUGCAAUAGUUUUGAGUACCAAGACCGCGUUUUGCUUGCCGCAGGUAAAAAGCAAGCCAGUAACGGCGGCAGUGGUAGCAACGGUGGUGGGGGCAAUGGUGGCGGCUCCACAUCAGCUAGCAACUCGGCGAAGUCGCCAUUCGAGAGGGAAUUGCAGAGACUUUUGAAUGAAUCAUCACGUGCGCGUGCACUUGCUGCCGCCACCUCUUCAUCAGGCGGCAACAUCACAUCCGUUUCGAACUCCAACACCAAUCCCGAAGGCAAUACGACAAGCAACAGCAGUAGCCGCAAUAACAUUGAGUUGAGCUACUCGGCGAGUAACAGUAAAUUGAGCUCGAAUAACGGACUAGCGGCUGGUGGCAGCGGUAGUAAUGGCAACCUCAGCGGCAGCAACUCGAUGAGUGGCAACAACAACCAAAAGUCGUUAACCACGACGAUACUGGAUGAUCUUACUUCGCCAACAACGGGUCGUCAGCCAUCGAAAAUACCGAUCAGCACGAGUUUUAUGAUUGCCAAACACCCUGUGGGCUUGGAGGCCAUAAAGGAAAUUACGCGAAAUAAGAAUCCAUCAGAAUCAAGCCAAAUGCAAACUUCCGAUACGGAAUCCUGUGAAAUAUUGCAUGAAAACUGCAAUCAGCUAAAUUUGAACAUACUUGACGCAGUCAACAACCAGUCAUCCACAUCAACAGGCACAAAUUAUCGGGAAACAAAUCAUGUGCAGCCACAGGCAAAGGAUCACAACCAUCGACAUCGCCAGCGUCCACGUUCUAAGGACCUCGAUCAGAGUCGGGAGAGUCUCGAUCAGUUGGCCGAUGUUGGCGAGCAGCAGCAACCUCAGCGUCAUGUGCGUCACCAUCAUCAUCACCACCACCAUCACCAUCAACGCCCGCGUGCCAAUCAUACAGCGGCGCUGAAUAAUGACACUGAACGCGAUGAUACCGAAGAUAAUUUGGCUGACGAAGAAUUCGAAGAUGAUGAGGUGGGACGUGACGUGCGAAAGAAACGUUUGGUUACAAUUUUAACGGACGAGCAACAUGUCAAUAAGAUUAGCAGCGGUGGUCUUAGCUCGUACGAAGAUGAGGAAGAUGAACACGAAGUUAACGCGUAUAACCAUAAAAACGACGAUAAUGCUGACUACGGAGAUGACGAUGAUGAAGAUCGGCAUGUCGAAAUGAAUGUGAUAAACGAUGAACUUAAAUACGGUGCGGGACAUCAUAAUCACCAGUCGAUGGACUCGAAUCCUUUGGAAAGUCAAUCAGAGUGGUCAGAUGAUGAUUGCCGCGAAGAGGCUACCGGUGGCGCCGAGUCAACGGGCUACAUAACCGAUGAACCGGGCUUGGAAAAUAUAUCAUUGCUUAACGAAGCCGGUCUCACAGACGCCGAAGGCGCCCUAUCCGAUGUCAAUUCACUUUACAAUGCACCCGAUGUGGACGAUACAUCGGUAUCGAGUCGUGCCAGUUCACGACUACUCAGUUUGGAUUCGCUGAGUGGUCUGUACGAUUGCGAUUUGGAUUCAAAACAUGAAAUGGCGAUUGUAAAUGUUUCGCACAAAAUCACUAAUAAAUUUGGACCACAGCAACAAAGUUAAUUACAACACGUAAAGCUGCUAGUGUAAAAAGAAUCCUAAGGUGAAAGAAGCAACUACAAAUACUUACAUAUGUGCAUAUGUAUUUAGUACUCGUAGUCAAGCACAUGAUAUAGAGAUAAGAAUGGUGUAAAUUAUUUUUCGGUGAAUAUACUGUAGCCCUUUCCCGUGAUCCAACUAAUUAUGUACGUAUCAAGCUACGUUAAUAAGUA